Pipra filicauda (Wire-tailed manakin) is the source of this 2090-nucleotide messenger RNA. RefSeq lists its product as uncharacterized. The coding region runs from base 755 to 1696 and encodes 313 amino acids. The record is from RefSeq and is a predicted model, not a curated record. NCBI's taxonomy places the organism in Eukaryota, Metazoa, Chordata, Aves, Passeriformes, Pipridae. The transcript has 4 exons.
UCCCAAAAAGUUGGGUGCCGCGAAGCCGGUCUGGGCGCGGCCCCGAGCAGGCGGCGGCGGCAGCGAGGCGGUGCCGUCGCCUGGGAGGAUUCCGGCAGCCGUCGGCAGUCCCUAGGUACAGGACAGUGCUCUCUCCAGACCCAAGAGCAGGCUCUGCAGCAUCAGCAGUUCCCAUGCAGGAGUUUCUACGUGGGCAUCUCCAGUUCUGCUUGCUGUGACCUUCCAGGCUGCCAAGGAGACGUGAGGCUCUGCCGGGGACCUGCCAGCCUUGUGUGAUGAGCAGCCACUUGCCAGAACUCACACCAAGCUUCCCGGGACACUGAGCUGCAGCUUGGCAUCCUGACCGCUUCUGAUUCCUUGCUGUGCUGCUGGCAGGGUGAGAUUGAUGUCCAGUUUGGGACGCUGGGCAGGGCCAAGCCCAUCACCAUCCUCUGUGCCCUUGGCAGGCUGGGGGACCAAGCUGGACCCCUCACUCUAAGGGGGCUCUGUGUGAGCGAGGGACGGGUUUGAGGCUGUCCAUAUUCAUCCUGGUGGGAAGAGCCACCUCCUUUCCAUCUGGGAACCGUGUCACUGCUGGAAGCUGGAAAUGGCACCACAUGCACCACAGGCCAGAGCCAGCAGCCUGGCAGCAGGGCAGUAGCUGAGCCUGAGCACCGUCCCCCAGGGCUUGGAGCUGCCUGGGGGGCUGCCGGAGUCCCCAGCACAGGCGUGCCCCAGGGAUGUAGGAGCCGGGAGCAGGAGGGGCCCUGCAGCCAUGGGCAGGCUGGACGACCAUGCCAAGAGGAGGAUCGUGGAGCUGCGCCGGGCUGGGCUGAGCUUCCGCAAGAUCAAGAAGGUGCUGGAGCUGGACGACAUCCGGGUGACGCCGCAGGCCGUGUACCUCUUCCUCAAGAGGAAGAGCGUGGAGCUGGGGCUGGCAGCACCUGGCUGGGACAGGGACCAGCCCUGGCCUCCAUUGCAGGGGCACGAGGCUGAGCCCCCCAGGCUGCUGGGCACCCGGCCCCCUGCAGUGCCCCUGGGGGAUCCCACAGGCAGCCAGGACACCAAGGAGAGCAUCCAGAUGGUUAGUGUGGCCUCCCUCUGCAAGGACGAUGGGCAGCUCGGGGACACCCUGCCCGUGGGGCCGGCCCCUGGGAAUGGUGACGACAGCUCCACAGGCACCCUCUUGGCUCCGGGGAGCUGCCCCGCUCUGAGGGGCUUGGCCACCCCCCAUCAGCCACUGCCCAGCCGAGGGCGGCUGGUCACACCUCACACCAGGAACCCAGCCCUGGUGGUGAAGAAGACAACUGUAGACAGGGCUGUUCUCUGGCAGAAAAAGGUCAAAGAUGCCAGCACUCAGACUGCCCUGCCGAACGCCUUGGGUCCAGAAAAUCACCAACUUGCUUGGGGUGUGCCAGUGCCCCCCUCUGCUCCCAGUUCCCAAGCCAUUGCUGAGAAGCUGGACACUGUGCAGAUGGAGGUGCAGAGGCUGAGCCAGGCCCUGCACGUGGUGCUGGAGCAGCAGUGCCGCCUGGAGCGCCAGCAGGAGCACCAGCAGCGGCUGCAGCAGGAGGUGCUGAUGACGCUGCAGCAGCUCAGCUCCACCGUGAGCCACGGGGCCGUGCCAGCCAACCAGCCCCGCGGCCCCUUCAGCAGCAUGGCCGAGCCCUCGCCCACCCUGCCCAACUUCAGCCAGUUCAAGAUGGAGCUGAUGUGAGCUCCCGCAGUGCCGGUGCGCUCCAGUGCUGUGCUGAUGGAGCCAGGAGGAAGAACCACCUCUCAGAGGCUGCCCGAGGAUUACGUGCAGCACCCAGCAGAGAAGGUCCCUGGUGCCUCGUGUUCUCAGCCCUGCUGACUGGAAGGGGCUGCCUGGCACGAGGGGCUGGGCAGUGGAAGGCUGAGGCUUCACUCCUGUGCUGCUCAUCCUGGCUGGUGCUGGAGCUGGCUGGCGGCCCCCUAAGAGGGACACAGCAGGGAGGUGGGACUCAAAGGAAACAUGAGGCUUCCUGCUCAUGAGGGUCAAUCAUGAGUGCUGUGAUGGUCAAUCACAGGAACACCUCCUGUCCUCCCUCUGCAGAACGUUGUUCAGUAAAAACCUAUUUACACCAUGA